Molecule: messenger RNA, 2516 nt
Organism: Oncorhynchus masou masou (cherry salmon)
Lineage: Eukaryota; Metazoa; Chordata; Actinopteri; Salmoniformes; Salmonidae
Gene: pinx1
Product: PIN2 (TERF1) interacting telomerase inhibitor 1
Exons: 7
Coding region: 27-1232 (401 amino acids)
Cellular component (GO): nucleolus
Molecular function (GO): telomerase inhibitor activity; nucleic acid binding
Source: RefSeq, a predicted model, not a curated record
CCGUCAACGUGUUUAAAGACCCCAUCAUGUCCAUGCUUGCAGAACCCCGGAGAAAACAGAAGUGGUCUGUUGACCCGCGGAACAGCGCGUGGAGUAAAGACGAGUCCAAGUUCGGCCAGAAGAUGCUGGAGCGAAUGGGCUGGUCCAAGGGAAAGGGCCUGGGGAGAACUGAGCAGGGCUCCACAGAACACAUCAAAGUCAAAGUGAAGAACAACCAGCUAGGGCUGGGAACCACUGCCAGCCACGAGGACAACUGGAUCGCCCAUCAGGAUGACUUUAACCAGCUCCUGGCAGACCUCAACAACUGCCAUGGUCAAAACACUGCCAAUGAUGCCCCACCAGUGGAGAAACAGCAGGAGAAGUCCUUCAGCCUGGAGGAGAAGGCAAAGACGUCCAGGAAGAGGGUCCACUACAUGAAGUUCACCAAAGGGAAGGACCUGUCCAGCCGCAGCCAGACAGACCUGGCCUGUAUCUUUGGGAAGAGGGGGACGAAGCGCAUAGCCGAGGACCAGGAAGAGGAGAGCAGUGGGCCAGACUCCCAGGGAAUGAACGAGAAGGAGACCAGGGCAGUUACAGCACCAGCUACAAAGGUUACGACCCCUGAACCGGAUGUAGAGGCCAUCACCAAGACAGUCACCAGCAACCUCUCCAUGCAGGAGUACUUUGCCCAGCGGAUGGCUCAGCUGAAAAAGGGUCGUGGCGAGGCUCCCACUGCAACCUCAUCACCAGAGAACAGUGAUACGCAGCAAGUCCCGGCUGAUUUUGUCACUGACCACACAGAGGAACUCACGUCAAAAAAGAAGAAGAAGAAGAAGAGGAGAAAGAGAGAGAGGGAAGAGGAUGACGUGGUGGUGGUGAAGGAAGAGUGUGUCAUAGCUCCCGUGUCGGAGGGGCGCGAGAAGAGGAGAAAGAGAGAGAGGGAAGAGGAUGACGUGGUGGUGGUGAAGGAAGAGUGUGUCGUAGCUCCCGUGUCGGAGGGGCACGAGAAGAGGAGAAAGAGAGAGAGGGAAGACCGCCAAAUAGUAGACUUAACAACGGAGUGCGAGGUUGUAAAUAAGAAAUGGAGGGAGGAGUUGGUUGCCGUGGAGGAUGAGGUGAUCGUGGAGGAGGUGGUUGCCGUGGAGGAGGUGGUUGCCGUGGAGGAGGUGGUUGUCGUGGUAAAAGAGAAGAAAUCUAAAAGGGACAAGAAGAAGAAGAAGAAGCAGAAGAGAAUAGAUCUACAUUCUUUGUAGAACUAUUAGAACCGUCUUCUCUUGAACGGCGUCUCAAAUGGCACCCUAAUCCCUUUGUAGUGCACUACUCCCAUAUGGCUCGGAUUAUAAAGUAGUGCACUAUAUAUUAUUAUAGAGAGAGGAUAGGGUGCCGUUUGGGAUGCACCAUAGUCCUCAGGGUUUCUGUGUUACAGUACAGUAGGCCUCUGUUCAUACAUGAAAGAACUAGGUCUGUGCACAGAGUGAUUCUCAUCGGGUAGUUUGGACUGAAUAUCUGCCGGACAGAAUCUCGGUGGUCCUAAAGCUUCUGGAGACAUUCAGGAUGAGUGUGGUGCUUUUCCCAGAGAUACACUUUUAUAUAAGGAUCAUUGGGACUCUAUGUUCUCUGGAUGCCCCCUGUAGUCUCCCUGUAGUCUCCCUGUAGUCUCCCUGUAGUCUCUUAUCCCUGUAGUCUCUGCUCCCUGUAGUCUCCCUGUAGUCUCCCUGUAGUCUCUGCUCCCUGUAGUCUCUGCUCCCUGUAGUCUCCCUGUAGUCUCUGCUCCCUGUAGUCUCCCUGUAGUCUCCCUGUAGUCUCUGCUCCCUGUAGUCUCCCUGUAGUCUCCCUGUAGUCUCUGCUCCCUGUAGUCUCCCUGUAGUCUCCCUGUAGUCUCUGCUCCCUGUAGUCUCCCUGUAGUCUCUGCUCCCUAUAGUCUCCCUAUAGUCUCCCUGUAGUCUCUGCUCCCUGUAGUCUCCCUGUAGUCUCCCUGUAGUCUCUGCUCCCUGUAGUCUCCCUAUAGUCUCCCUGUAGUCUCCCUGUAGUCUCUGCUCCCUAUAGUCUCCCUGUAGUCUACAGGAAGACUACAGGGAGACUACAGGGAGACUAUAGGGAGCAGAGACUACAGGGAGACUACAGGGAGCCGAGACUACAGCAAGACUACAGGGAGUCCCGGCUCACUGUAGUCUCCCUGUAGUCUCUGCUCCCUGUAGUCUCCCUGUAGUCUCCCUGUAGUCUCCCUGUAGUCUCCCUGUAGUCUCCCUGUAGUCUCUGCUCCCUGUAGUCUCCCUGUAGUCUCUGCUCCCUAUAGUCUCCCUGUAGUCUCCCAGUAGUAUUAGACAGCCAUUCUACAACAGGACAGGGGGCCAUUCUAAAACAGGACAGGGGGCCAUUCUAAAACAGGACAGGGGGCCAUUCUACAACAGGACAGGGGGCCAUUCUACAACAGGACAGGGGGCCAUUCUACAACAGGACAGGGGGCCAUUCUACAACAGGACAGGGGGCCAUUCUACAACAGGACAGGGGGCCAUUCUACAACAGGACAGGGGGCA